AUGGGACAGACGCAUAGUCGUCAAUUGUUUGUACAUAUGUUAUCUGUGAUGUUAAAACAUCGGGGAAUUACUGUUUCCAAACCUAAAUUAAUCAAUUUUCUUUCAUUUAUUGAGGAAGUUUGCCCUUGGUUCCCCAGAGAAGGUACAGUAAAUUUAGAAACAUGGAAAAAGGUAGGGGAACAAAUUCGGGCUCAUUAUACUCUACAUGGCCCUGAAAAGGUGCCUGUUGAAACUUUAUCCUUUUGGACACUAAUUCGUGAUUGUCUGGACUUUGAUAAUGAUGAAUUAAAACGUUUAGGAAAUUUAUUAAAACAGGAAGAAAAUCCUCUACAUGUUCCUGAUCCGGAACCCAGGUAUGCUGUUCCCAAGGGAGUUGAAGGCGACCCUCCGUUUUCUAAAUUAUCGCGUCCUUCAGAUAAUGAUGAUUCACUUUCAUCCACAGAUGAGGCGGAAUUAGACGAAGAAGCUGCUAAAUACCAUCAAGAAGAUUGGGGUUUUUUAGCACAAGAAAAGGGGGCAUCAACAUCUAAAGAUGAUUUGAUUGAAUGUUUAAAAAACCUCACUGUUGCUUUACAGAGUUCCGGAAUUAAGCUUCCCAUUAGCAACUCUAAAUCUCCUUCUGCUCCGCCUCUGCCCCCUGCCUAUGCUCCUUCCAUUAUAGCAGGUCUCGAUCCCCCUCCGGGGCCUCCUCCUCCUCCUCCUCCAUCUGAGAUUGUGUCUCCGCUGCAAAAGGCAUUGAAACAAGCACAACGACUUGGUGAGGUCGUCUUCGACUUUUCUUUUGCCUUUCCUGUCUUUGAAAAUAACAACCAGCGUUUUUAUGAAGCUCUGCCUUUCAAACAAUUAAAAGAGUUAAAGAUUGCUUGCUCACAAUACGGUCCUACCGCUCCAUUCACUGUUGCUAUGAUAGAAAAUUUGGGUAGUCAAAAUCUACCCCCAAAUGAUUGGAAACAAAUAGCUAGGGCCUGUCUUUCGGGGGGAGAUUAUUUACUAUGGAAAUCUGAAUAUGCUGAACAGUGUGCUCGUAUAGCCGAUGUCAAUCAGCAACAAGGUAUACAGACUUCCUACGAAAUGUUGGCUGGUGAAGGUGCUUUCCAGGCUACUAAUACUCAACUUAACUUUUUACCUGGUGCAUAUGCACAAAUAUCAAAUGCGGCUCGACAGGCAUGGAAAAAACUUCCUAACUCCAGUAUUAAGACAGAAGAUCUCUCAAAAGUCCGACAGGGACCUGAUGAGCCUUAUCAGGACUUCGUGGCACGGCUCUUAGAUACUAUAGGUAAGAUAAUGUCAGAUGAAAAGGCUGGGAUGGUAUUUGCAAAACAAUUGGCUUUUGAAAACGCUAAUUCUGCCUGUCAAGCUGCUUUACGACCUUAUAGAAAAAAGGGAGAUCUGUCUGAUUUUAUUCGCAUUUGUGCUGAUAUUGGACCCUCCUACAUGCAAGGUAUUGCUAUGGCAGCGGCAUUACAAGGAAAAAGCAUUAAAGAGGUACUUUUUCAGCAACAAGCCAAGAACAAGAAAAGAUAUCAAAAGUCAGGUAAUUCGGGUUGCUUUGUUUGUGGUCAGCCUGGCCAUCGGGCUGCAGUGUGCCCUCAAAAACGACAAAUCCCUGCUAAUACUCCUAAUUUAUGCCCACGAUGUAAAAAAGGAAAGCAUUGGGCACGGGAUUGUCGUUCCAAAACGGAUGUUCAAGGUAAUCCUUUACCCCCGGUUUCGGGAAACUGGGUGAGGGGCCAGCCCCUGGCCCCGAAACAAUGUUAUGGGGCAACACUGCAGGUUCCAAAAGAACCAUUGCAGACCUCUGUCGAGCCACAAGAGGCAGCGCAGGAUUGGACCUCUGUGCCACCUCCUACACAGUAUUAA
This is a messenger RNA of Capra hircus (goat), 1860 nucleotides long. Its product is annotated as endogenous retrovirus group K member 6 Gag polyprotein-like. Gene Ontology annotation, biological process: viral process. The record is from RefSeq and is a predicted model, not a curated record. The transcript has a single exon. Gene Ontology annotation, molecular function: structural molecule activity; zinc ion binding; nucleic acid binding. The coding region runs from base 1 to 1860 and encodes 619 amino acids. Lineage: Eukaryota; Metazoa; Chordata; Mammalia; Artiodactyla; Bovidae.